CGUGAUCUUCUCCAUCACCAGUUCCCUCGCCUUCAUCACGACUGAAAGAAGACGGGAGGUGACGAGGACCAUGUCCUUGAGAGGCUUUCUCGUACCACCAAUCCACGCACCAUCUCUGGAGGGGACGACGAACUGAGGACUGUUGUGGUGGCCUUAUCUCUGGAGUGGAUGAGGAACUGAGGACCACAUCGCAGCCACCAUCGCAGGUGGCAUCGGGAACCUUACCCUUGUGCUCAGUCGUCCCUGGAGGGAAGAAGCAAGGCGUACAACGACUUUCCCAUUCUCAAGAAUUGAUCCUUCAGUCGCAAAGGCCGGAGAGAACAUGCGAGCUCAAGAGCGUGAGAUGGGGCACUCUAACCGG
Molecule: messenger RNA, 361 nt
Organism: Darwinula stevensoni
Lineage: Eukaryota; Metazoa; Arthropoda; Ostracoda; Podocopida; Darwinulidae
Source: the annotation of a GenBank genome assembly